AUGUUGACGUUACCAUGUCCACAGAAAGUAUUGAUUGUUUCUGUCAAUGAAUGUGCAAGCCAGGAUGACCUGAUUUCCAAUCCAUCACAAGAUCAGGAUAGCUAUUGCGAGCAUGAGCAACUGAAUCAUAAGGAAAGCAUUUCUACUCCACACUGUCCAGAGCAACUAGUGACUCCUACUGUCAAUGCACCAGCAAGUGGGGAUGACCGCAUUUCUGAUCCAUCUCCAGUUGAGAACGGCUAUUGCGAACGUGAGCAAUUGGACAGCUUAUCAGCUCCACACAGUCAAGAGCAAAUACUGACUCCCACUGUCUAUGAACCAGCAAGUGAGGUUGACCUGACUUCCCAUCCCCAACAACUUGAAGAUGGCUACUGCGAGCAGGAGCAGCUGAAUCCUGUGGAAAGCAUUGCUGCUCCACAUAGUCCAGAGCAACUACAGGACCCGACUGUCAAUAAACCAGCAAGUGAGGUUGACCUGAUUUCCGUUCUUUCACCAGCUGCAGAUGUCUUAGUGGAUACAAUGAAUGAAAUUCCAGAGAAUGAGAAUCCUGAGGGAAGCAUUGCUGCUCCACAGAGUCCGAAACAACCAGCGGCAACAAAACAAAAAAGGAAAUACAGUAUAAUCCCACCGAGUGCCUGCAGAUUGUGCCAAAAAGAAAUUAAGGGCCAAUGUCCUGCAUGUCAGAUGAAGGAAUUUAAGCGGUUAUUAAGAGAGGAAGAUAAGCAACUGCGGAGUGUCAUGAGGCACCAAGCAAAAUCAACAAGAUACAACUGUCAAUACAAAUGUUUAAAAAGAGACUCGCACAUAACUUUUUUUCCAAAAUUUUAAUUUGGCUAACGUUACCUAUUUUAUCGUGAAUUUUCCAGUAAAAAGUACAGCAAAACAACAAUAAAUAUAAAUAAACACAAGUGAAA
Molecule: messenger RNA, 914 nt
Organism: Daphnia magna
Lineage: Eukaryota; Metazoa; Arthropoda; Branchiopoda; Diplostraca; Daphniidae
Exons: 6
Coding region: 1-828 (275 amino acids)
Source: RefSeq, a predicted model, not a curated record